UCCUGGACACGUCGACCUAUCUACUUUAUACUGACCACCGUAGCCCUAAGUGCUAACCAAGAAAAAUAUUGCAAAAAUGGAGACAUUAUACGGUCUACCGUUUGCGGUUUUAGAAUGCCCAAACAUCAAACUAAAAAAGCCCUCGUGGUUCCACAUGCCAUCAGCAAUGACGGUUUAUGCCAUCGUUAUUGUGUCAUAUUUUCUCAUCACUGGAGGAAUAAUCUACGAUGUUAUCGUGGAACCACCCAGUGUCGGCUCAAUGACCGAUGAACAUGGGCACCAGCGGCCAGUUGCCUUUUUAGCAUACAGAGUGAACGGCCAGUACAUCAUGGAGGGAUUGGCCUCCAGCUUUCUCUUUACGAUGGGGGGUCUUGGCUUCAUCAUACUAGACCGCUCCAAUGCUCCCAACAUCCCCAAACUCAACCGCUUCCUGCUGUUGUUCAUCGGAUUUGUUAGCGUGCUCCUGAGCUUCUUCAUGGCCAGAGUCUUCAUGAGGAUGAAGCUACCUGGAUAUCUGAUGGGUUGAAGAAGAUUCGAACACAGCAGUUGUGUGGACCCUGCAGGCAGCUGUAUAUUCAGGCUUAGCUACAGUCUUAAGCCUCAAUGGAAUCCAGACAGUUUAAAAAUGAAAAAGCAUUGAACUGCACCAAGAAAACACAUCUAUGAUUUCCCUCCCUGGUGAUAAUACUUAGAUUUCCCUUUAAGAUUGUUGUCUUUAACCAUUCUGUAGGAGAUGAGGAGAGGAAGCUGUGUGAUCGGUUGAGAUGCAACAAUUUUUUAGGGAGUGGGCACUUUUCUUAAAUGAAGUUAUUAUUGCCACCAAGCAAAUGUUAGUGGGGUUUGCAGCAAUUUUUCAAUUGAUGUUUUGUAGACAUGUUCUUGAAAAUGCCUUUAAGCAUGUUGUGACUUUUUUUCUACUAAGACUGGAAACAUUUUCUUUCCAGAAUCAAACGGCAAUAGUAAUAAAUAAUUAUGUAU
Molecule: messenger RNA, 978 nt
Organism: Osmerus eperlanus (European smelt)
Lineage: Eukaryota; Metazoa; Chordata; Actinopteri; Osmeriformes; Osmeridae
Gene: ostc
Product: oligosaccharyltransferase complex subunit
Exons: 4
Coding region: 77-526 (149 amino acids)
Cellular component (GO): oligosaccharyltransferase complex
Source: RefSeq, a predicted model, not a curated record